GGAGAGGAGACUAGUCCCGCCUACAGGCGUGGCUCUCUCCCUCUGGUAGCUGCGGUUAGAACUAACCGAAUGUUAGAGUGGAGCAGUCCAGUAAUCUGGAGAGAGACGGAGAGAGAGAGUGAAGCAAACUAGGAUGAACAGUCAGAUGUCUCUCUAGUCUGUGAGUUUUGUCGCAGUGGAAUAGACGUGCACUUGUAUUGUCAAUGCUUGCACCGCUCAUCAUUGUAUGUGAUUAUAAACUAUCUAUUUUAGAUUUGUAAACUUGUAGCAAGAUGUCAGAAGGUGUCUGGAGGAAACGCGUCCUCUCCGCGGCUGGAGGAGCCUCGUUCACCUGCCUCGUGAUGAUGUUUCUUCUCGUCGCCGUUAUCAAACACCGGGGGACUCUCGUGGAGGAAGGUUCCACCGGGAGAGAGUUCGGGACUCGCUCCCUGCAACGUUUAAAUAGCAUGAAUAAUAAUAACCAAGCUCCAGCCGAGGAUCGGGUCGGGGAGGAAUGUCAGGCGACCCAGGUCAAGGGUUUCUCGGCGUACUUCAGUGAGUUGAGCCGGGGGAAGCGGGCGGUGGAGCACAGAGCGGUGAAGGAUCCUACACCGGCGGAGGAGCUCAGUCCGGCGGAUGUGUUCAUAGCGGUGAAAACCACCAAUAAAUAUCACCACACCAGGCUGGAUCUACUGCUGGACACAUGGAUCUCUACAAACAUGCUACAGACGUAUGUAUUCACCGACGGAGAUGAUGACAGGCUGAGGAAGAGGAUGGGGAGUCACAUGAUCAAUACGAACUGUUCAGCGGCCCACAGUCGCCAGGCUCUGUCCUGCAAAAUGGCCGUCGAAUACGACACCUUCAUCAGCUCUGGAAAGAAAUGGUUCUGCCAUGUGGAUGAUGAUAACUACGUGAACAUACGUCCCCUUUUGAAGCUCCUGUCCCUCUACAGCCACGCCCACGACGUCUACAUUGGCCGGCCUAGCCUCGACCGACCGCUAGAAGCCACCGAGAGGUUUGGCGACGCCCACACGCGUCCAGUGCGUUUCUGGUUUGCCACAGGAGGAGCAGGGUUCUGUGUUAGUCGAGGUCUCGCCCUCAAGAUGAGCCCCUGGGCCAGUGGAGGUAAUUUCAUGACAACAGCGGAUCGUAUUCGUCUCCCUGACGACUGUACGGUUGGUUACAUCAUCGAGGCGUUGCUAGGGGUGGGUCUUAUCCGCUCCCCACUGUUCCACUCUCACCUGGAGAACCUUCAGCUGGUGUCACCGACACAGAUACACCACCAGGUGACUCUGAGUUAUGGAACGGUUGACAGUAAGAGAAACAUAAUCAAUAUAAGAGGAGCGCUCUCAUUGGACAAAGACCCUACCAGAUUCAGGUCUGUCCAUUGUGUCUUAUACCCAGACACUCCGUGGUGUUCAACCCUGACCUGGUACUGAGGUACUGACCCCACCAGUCCAGAGACACAGAAAGAGGGGAGAAGACGAGAGAUGGAGCAAAGACAUGGAAGGGGGCGAUGGGCAGAGGAGAGAAGUGGAGAAGGGAGACUAGAGAUAUUGAUGAAUGGAUAGACAGAGGAGAGAACAGGAGAAACAGCCAAUAGCCUCCUUCUGUAUGGUUCCAGAAUGAUGAUGUCAUGAUACGGUGCCUUCUGACCAUAGAACGGCGUUCUCCAGCUCUCAUGUCCUGCUUGGUGUCACAGGGAUGGAGUCGGAUCCUUUGGGGUUCCUAGGGCCUCGGGGGGGGGGGGGGGCACCUCGUGGGAUGACACUGGAUCUCGCCGUCACCGGAUCCUUACGCCCUUUAACCCUUGAACUCUAACCCCUAGUCUCUCCCAGAGAGUCCUGGUGGGGGGUAGAGACGAGUGCGACGUUGUUGUUAAGUUGCUGAUUUCAGAUGCCUCUGUGUGUUCCAGCUCUAACAGAGAGCCUCUGUUUUAAGGCUGUUGUGUCGCUCCGCUUUGUAGCCUGAGUUCCAGUCUGUUUUUGUGCUGUCAUCAACUCCUUGUCACGAACUCAAUGUCACGUUUGUCUCGUCCACGACAGCGAUGUAGUUGGCAUGGUAACACAAACAGAUCUGGGACCAGGCUAUAUUUUGUGAGUAGAAGUUGUCCUUUUUUUCCCCCCCUUGGUUGCUAAGGAGAAUGGUUCUACAUCCUCUUUGGUGUUCCACAUUCCUCUUCCUGCAUCUUGGUUGCUAAGGAGAAUGGUUCUUUGGUGUUCCACAUUCCUCUUCCUGCAUCUUGGUUGCUAAGGAGAAUGGUUCUACAUCCUCUUUGGUGUUCCACAUUCCUCUUCCUGCAUCUUGGUUGCUAAGGAGAAUGGUUCUACAUCCUCUUUGGUGUUCCACAUUCCUCUUCCUGCAUCUUGGUUGCUAAGGAGAAUGGUUCUACAUCCUCUUUGGUGUUCCACAUUCCUCUUCCUGCAUCUUGGAGGCUGAAGGAGAAUGGUUCUACAUCCUCUUUGGUGUUCCACAUUCCUCUUCCUGCAUCUUGGAGGCUGAAGGAUAUACAAACUGUGUACUGUUUUUUUUUUUUUUUUUUUUUUUCUUUUCAAUUUUCUUUCCAAUAUUAACGUUUAUUGUGGAUUAAAAAAAAUAAUAAUAAUGUCAACAGACUCCGGAUCUCUACCAGACCAGUGAAGUGGUGUGUUUUACUGCUCGUUGUUAAAUAGUCGAUUGUUUAUAACUUUUCAGUAUUAUCUUGUUAUUCCAUCAGACAGCUGUCAAUCAGACCACAGUAAUAAUGACUUGGAGUUGGAUGGUGACCAAGCACUUUGCUGGGAGUUCUGAAGCACCAGGGACUGUGUACAUAAAGCAGGUCUCAGAAUCGGGCUGCUGGUCUAGGAUCAGGUGCCCUCUCUUAUUCAUUAUAAUCUAAAAGGCCAAACUGAUCCUAAAUCAGCACUCUUACUCUGACAUUCUUUAUGAAUAUGGUUCCAGGUUCCCAUUGGGAGGGGGGCUAAAAACUUUAAACCCAACAUCCUACUAUAUUGAAGACAGACUAUGCAUUUUGUUACCAUGACGAUAUAUAUCUCAUGUACAUUUGUAAACAGAGGAAUGUAGAAGGAGUAGAACGGGCCUCCCUAUUCAUGUCAAUGACGUCAUAAUGGGCAGACAGGCAGACGUUCUAGGUCUAUGUUUAGUAGUGGAAUCCUGAGGCAUGUUGGGAGGGAUCAGAGAGGUGGAAACAGAAAUAGAAUGACUAGAACAGUCUCGGAACCUUUAACCCUGGUCAUUUGACUCGUGGGUCCUCUCACAUUGGCCGCCAGUCCACCCAUCAUGCCGUCAUAAUGGACCUGUUCUAUGGGCCCGGUCCAUGGAUUGUUUUUGUAUGAGCGGAACACGUACAUGUUCUCGUGUUCUUAAUAAGUGUUCUGAUGACCUCUCUCUCUCUGUGAGGUAAUUAUUGACCCAUAAUGGGUUUCUGAUUGGUUUAUGAGAAGUGCUCCUCCUGGACUGGGCCUCUAUAGAUAAAGACCUGUUCUGUUUUGACCACUGAACAUCAUCUGCUUCAGUCAUGUGUUUUUAUGUUAUUCUUUUGAUCAGGACGGUUUCUGAUUGGGAUUUUACUGUGUUGUCGUUGUCGUUGUUGUUGUUGUCUUUGUCAUUGUUGUUGUUGGAUGUAUUCUCCAGUAUCUGGACUAUAGAAAGACAGCAGUAUCUCAAGGGAUUUGAACGCUGAAUAUAUUGCCUUUUGUCUCACCACAGUGGUUGCUAUUCUCUGUUUUUUUAAUAAAGCCUAAUAAUGCCUUA
Molecule: messenger RNA, 3732 nt
Organism: Oncorhynchus nerka (sockeye salmon)
Lineage: Eukaryota; Metazoa; Chordata; Actinopteri; Salmoniformes; Salmonidae
Product: beta-1,3-N-acetylglucosaminyltransferase lunatic fringe-like
Exons: 8
Coding region: 273-1418 (381 amino acids)
Biological process (GO): regulation of Notch signaling pathway; pattern specification process
Cellular component (GO): Golgi membrane
Molecular function (GO): O-fucosylpeptide 3-beta-N-acetylglucosaminyltransferase activity
Source: RefSeq, a predicted model, not a curated record